AUGUCUUUCCUUCAUGGAGUUCUCCAGACUGUGAAAGAUGAUGAGAGUGUUAAAACGUAUGAUAAAGAUGAUUUGAAGAUUACUAAAGUUAUUAGUGAUUUACAUAAUAGUGUAGGUAAAGGCCGUCAGGCCUUCCAGGCCGCCGUGCAUAAGGUUGGCAACAAGACUGGAGAGGUGACUGCGGAAUUAGGUAAAUACUACGAGAAGAUUUCACUGCUGGAUAACCAGCCGCUCCAAGUGCAGCUGCAGGAGUGGAGCAUAGUGCUCGGACGUAUAGCAGCAGAUUUAAUAAACAUUACAAAUAAUAAUCUUACUGACUUAGACAGCACAUUAGCAUCACAAAUAGCGCACGAAAUUAAGCCGAUUCAGAAAUCGGUGGAGGUGCUGCUUGGGGCGGCUAGGGAGGGUGAGCUUGAAAAACAAGUGCAAACUGUAGAUAAAACGUUGGAGAGGACAAAAAAUGAAAUCAAGAGAGACAUUAAAGAGAGGUUUAGUAAAAUCGAUGAGAGUGUUAAGGAUUUAGGGAAAAUAAGGGGACACUGCUUCAAGAAAAUUUGUGAUAAAUUGAAAGAUGCCAAGAUAUUUAUGGACAACGACUUCAAUAGGGAGUACGCAAAUGAAGUGAAAGGUUAUUUCGACAUGGUCAAAGAAGCUGUAAAUAAUGUUCAUACGACUUUGAGUAAAAAUAAAGGGGAUCUUGGCGAGUUGGUAACGCAGGCUCGGGCGAACUUUGUGGCGAUUAAAAAUGAUGUUGGGACUACAGACGCAGCACUGGGAGAUACUAUAUACGGUGGUUGGCAGUAUCUUAGGAUUCAUAUUCAGGGGCUUGUGGGAGACCUCAAUGGUACAGACCUUAUGCACCGUGGUCCCCCAAAAUCCGGUGUUCUUCGUGACAUUGUCGACGGCGUGUUGAAGUACGUCAAGGGGUUUGGCGAGAAGACUACACAAGAUGAUAGUUUUGAAAACACAGUCGAUGAGUGGAUAAAAGAGAUAUUAAGGGAGAAUGAAUAUGUGGGAGAGAAGGUGAAGGCGUACGUGGAAAAUAACAAAGCUUUGAGAGGGGAAUAUAAGGUUGAGGAUGCCAAAUCAUUUAGCGAAACUGCAAUUGUAAAAAUUGCAAAGCAUAUUGCUGGGAAGCUCGAAAGCGAAAAUGUGAUUGGUGAAGCCGUUCAAGAGGUCCAAGAACGGAUCAAAGCUGCAAACAGAGAUGCAGAUAAGAUUAAAGGGUAUAUUGAAGCUGCACAGUUCGUUUGCAGUGAGUUUAUUGGUGGUGUUGAGGAGGUUAUUCAAAAUGGUAGAAUCGGAUCAGUGAGUUUCGAUCAAAUAGCCGGGGAGAUUGAAGGCCAGUUAGGAGUAUCCAAUUCCGGCCUUAAAAAGUAUGAUCUUCAGGAAGCUAUCAAGCGAAUAAUGAUGAUGCUUUCCACCACCGCCAGCCAGGUUGCCAACGAACUGCAUCGAUUAGUCACUAAAUCCGAACUCGGCACCAAACUGAAACAGGCCAUAGAAAAAGUUGCAGAGAUUAGCAUGCAAUUUAACGGCGUGAAAGAUGAUGGCGCACGACCGCACGACUACGGCGAUAAUAUUCAAACAGUGUUGGAUCGGGUCGUGCAAAACAUCGAUCCACUCGGCAUUUUGUUAGGCAAAACUCUAAACACUGAUGGGUCCAUUCAGGGAAAGUUUAAGGAAAUCGAAGGGGACCUGAAAAGGCUUGACAACCUUAAGAAAGGAAAAGAGCAAGAAGGCAGCGUUGAAUACUAUAAGGAUAAAGCAGAAGAGAACAUGCGGGAGUUGAAAAGGGAAAUACAAAGCAAACUUGAAGCCAUCGAACAUGACGUAAAUAAUGCUAACGUGGAUUUACACAAUGCCAUAAAAGCGCUUCUAGAGACCUUGGAAGAAUCCCAAGAAGCAUGCUUAACAUCCGUCACCUCCGCCUUCGCCACCCUCACCGCCGAGGUCCGCGCUCUCUUUGCCCAGGGCCACAAAGCCGACCUGGCGGCGCUCAAAAAGCUGGUAGAGGAGCAGAAGGGAGAGAUAGAGAAAAUCAUCGAGAAGGAUAAAAGCAACGGUGUUAAGGGGCUUUUGAAGAGAGUAUACGGCGGAGAGUUUCCAAGUUCUGAAGUUCCUCCACCUGCUACACCUCAACCGGACACACUGCUCACCAAGCUGAAUGAAGCUUUAAGUCAGAAAGCUGACGGUCAAAAAGUCAGAGAUCUGGCCAACAAGUUUGAAGACUAUAUUGAUGGUAUUCUGCAGUACGCUGAGUAUCAAGUGAGUAGCCCGUCUGAGGAUCCGCGUAAGCGCAAUCCCACCGACCAGUCUGAGAGAGUGAGAGCCUUGAAGGGCGCACUGGACACUCUACUCACUUACCUCCGAAACAAUUCUACUAGAGAUUUUUGUUUUGAUCACAUUUCCACGUCUUAUUUAGAUGCUCUUAAUGCGUCUCUCCAUAAACUUUCCCCCGCCCACUUCCACGGCUUCCACAACCCGCUGCUCCUCGACGCCCUCAGGUCCGGCAUGGACAAAUUCACCGAGCAACUCUCCCACGCGUACGUGAAUACAUACAGUGGUAGAAUCCCUACUGAGAAGUGGGUGAUUGACAAAGUAAAUUCCGACAAAACACCACCCGAACAAGUCCUUUCCACCGAGGGCCGGAACUGCGCCAAGGUCUGCCUGACCAUACUGGAGGGGUUGAGAAGUGAUUUGUGGAAGUUGAGAAUCGAGUGUGAUCAAAGUAAAUCUCCGAAUGGAACACAAAUUAACAGAUAUAAACACACCUCAUUUGGCAAAUGGUUCCAUGAACGUGGUUAUACGGUAAAUUCCACUGAGGGCAAGCAGACCGGUGAGCUACAGGAUAAAAAGGAGAUGAACGGUGAGAAAAUUAAGAGUGAUUUACUUGAGAAGAAAAUUGAAAACGCCGACAAAGUUGAAUCACUUAAACAAUGGAAGGAUGAGCAGAACAAGAAUUCUAAGAGCAAACAGACUAAUGGUGACAUCACUCUCAUCGACAUUGUUGACUUCCUUCGUGACUUUUCUCGUACGUGUUACCGCUUCGGUCACUACUACAUUCCUUCCUCACCUAAGUCACCGUCCAACAUAUAUAACAUGCUUUGCUGGCUUGCCGGCCUGAAGUACAAUCACAUGUUUGACAGGAUUGACGAGCACUUCAAGGAACUGUUCGACAAACCUGACGCCGAGAAAGAUAAGGCAUAUAAAAACAUUGAUCAUACAGAACUUAGCCUAGAUGCAACCUCGCCAGUUACUCCUACUGCCACCUCAAAGAUUACCCCUAAAGAUCUAACAGACACACUCGGACAGGUUUGUUUAUUCUCACGCAAUGUACUCAUCGCCUUCCUUGGCAAUGGUCACGCUGAAGGGCGGUAUGCCGUUGACUUUAGCUGUAACUCAGAUAAUUUAUUAUAUCCCACCAAUGCUAGUGCCUGCUUCGACAUGCUCGUAGAUAUUCUGAAUAGAGUGUUUUGUCAAUUGCGAUUCUUAUGUAGCCAGUGUCAGAAUGGGCCCACUCUUGGCGGCUGGGCUGACUGCUGGUAUGGUCGUGGAGUAGGCGGAUCAGCGUGGCUGUGCAAUGAUAGACAGUGCCCUAACCAACAAGGUGACCCAAUGGCUACCCAAAACAGUAACCAAAAGCACACCCAAAAGUGUGACCAAAACUGUAACCAAAGUGUUAAGUGCGGCCUCAAAUCACCGUUGCAGUCCUUUUUGGAGGACGGUCUUCCUGGGUUCCUUCCUCAUUCAAUAACCUCUCCUGGUUGCAAGCUGACAUGUAGUCUAUCCAACCACAGGGGUAUCCCCUGUAAAACGCCGAUGGGCUUUAAUGAUAUUUCCCAAGUGGCGUCGCAUACGAAGAGAGCAUCGCAUCUCAAGGAUGCCCUUUCCUAUUUCUGCGGCCCAGGUUCUAACUUUAAAAAGUUGUGUUCAUACCUCUCGUGCCUCCUUCGCCGACCACCGCAAACUCUUGAUGAUAUGCUAGCGUUCUACUAUCAGUUCCUUAAGCACUGGGACAACAGAAAUGUUAGGCAGCAUAAGAGUGUCGCAUUUGAUGAUGCCGUUAAAAAAGCAAACUUCGGAGAUACCAAUACACAAUUAAACAUCGCGUCCAUUCAAAGCAGCAGUGCGCAUUCUGAGAAGCAUUCCAAAGGUGACCUCUUCAGCCUUACAGAUUGUAAUCAUCAGACGAAUUGGGGCCUACCAUGCGGUAAAUACUUACAUCCGCUUACAUUGGAUAUCCGUUCCAUAUUUUCGGAAAAUCGCGCUGGUAACUAUCUCUCCUGGGUGGUGUACUGUACUGAGACAUUCGUUUGUCUGCUCUACGAUUUGUACGCAUCAUGCAAAAAGUGUGAGACGCCUGGCAGCAGAUGCUGUGACAAGAGCUGUAUUAAAACGUGUACGGUAAAAUACACCAACGACCAAGGAGAUGCCGUUAUCCCCAAAGCAGGCACCAAUCACGAUGCUGAAUGCCAUUCCAUCGUAAAAUGCCCGGACACACAUCCUACGCUGUACAAAUAUGGCUUCACGUUCACCAGCCCAGACGGACUAAGCGGAGAAGGUAACGGAGGGAAAUACAAAAGAACGUGCAAAGAUUUCUGCGAAGCAUUGAAGAAGGUUCUUGACAAGGACUCCGUCUUAAUUCAACUAAUCAACGACAUCGAUGAAUUCAUCUGGAAGAUAAGAGAGAAAUUCUCCAUCACUCUAGUAGCCCUCUGGUCCCUCUCUUUGCUCUACCUGCUGCACAUCGCCGUCGUCCGCCUCGACGUCCUGAGGAUACGCUCCCACCUGCGCUCGCCCUCAAGCCACCGCAUCGCCGCACAGUCGCUACUCGCAGCGGCACGCGUCAGGGCACUCGCCAACGUCAAGUACUUCUCACCAUAA
This is a messenger RNA of Babesia ovata, 4887 nucleotides long. RefSeq lists its product as uncharacterized. Bases 1 to 4887 code for a protein of 1628 amino acids. The transcript has 3 exons. Lineage: Eukaryota; Apicomplexa; Aconoidasida; Piroplasmida; Babesiidae. The record is from RefSeq and is a predicted model, not a curated record.